Molecule: messenger RNA, 1806 nt
Organism: Capra hircus (goat)
Lineage: Eukaryota; Metazoa; Chordata; Mammalia; Artiodactyla; Bovidae
Gene: LRRC63
Product: leucine rich repeat containing 63
Exons: 9
Coding region: 1-1806 (601 amino acids)
Molecular function (GO): protein binding
Source: RefSeq, a predicted model, not a curated record
AUGGAGCAGCGGAUGCGCGGCACAGGAGUGGCCAAGAGGAGCUACCCUACAUCCAAGAUCAAGAGCAGCCAAGAGGAACUACCUCAUGUCCGAGUUGGGACUGGUGAAAUUAGCCUACCACGUGUACACUUCAUCCAAGAAAAAACCGCUUCAUUUGAAAGAGAUAAAACUAGUUUUCCUGUCGUUCCAAGGGAUCGAGCACAAACCCCUGUCAGUAUUCAAACCCUCUUCCUUGAUCAUCACGUGCAACGGAGAGUGAUGACUAUUUCAACAACUAAAAAGUCUUCUAAGCACGUCUAUUGGCACAUUCCAGAGACUGCUACUGGUUCCAUAUUUUUCCCCAGGUGUCGUUCAGCUUCGGCUCGGGUUUUUGGGAAAGAAGUAAGCAAAAUGGAAGGUGCAGAGAAAUCAGAAGGGCCAUUAAAAAUACAAAACAUUUACACCAGCAUUUUAAAAGACAUUCUGAUUCUCUCUUCGGAGUUCUCCAGAGUUCCAAGCGCCACUCCUUCAGUGCCUAGUCGCAAGCUCAAGGAGGUUCACUCUGAGCACUUUUUACAAGAGGGCAACAUCUAUACUUUCAAGCAGCCCCUGUUGCGUUUAAGCGCAACAGUGCCGAUCCCUGUACCGAGGACCAUGCCUGUGAAAGCCGCGAGUCAGUGGUCUGGCCGUGUACACAGCCGAACGGUGACACUCAAUAUUACUGAUAUCCCAGGUCCCAUGUUCAUACCGUCACCAGUUUUACCGAGGAAACCUCUAAGACAGUCUGUGAUAGAAAGCCGUGUAACAGAACAUGAACCUAUAGAAACUGUCCCAACACAAAGCAUGCUGAGCCUACAUGAAGAUAGCAUUAAAUCUAAAAAAAUAGAUCCUACAGUGGUACCUGUCGUACAAGGUGAAGGUUUCAAGACUAUUGUGGCAACACGCUAUGAAACAAUACUAGCCAUGACCAACCUGGCCAUAAUAAACUGUCAAGUUCAUGGAAGAAAUGCACUUAAUCUGAAGGGCUUUUUUCUCCUAAAUUGUCCAGAUCUAACACCUUUGGCUUUCCAGUUGGUAUAUCUUAAUUUAUCAUAUAAUAACAUCAGUGACUUCCCCACAGAAAUAUAUUGUCUUAAAAAUUUGCAAAUACUGAAUCUGAGAAAUAAUCCUAUCAAAGAAAUCCCUUCGACAAUUCAACAACUUAAGCUCCUUAAAUCUUUGAAUGUUGCUUUUAAUUUGAUUACCACUCUUCCACCUGGGCUAUUUUGCUUGCAUAAUCUUGAGGAACUUGAUAUUUCCUACAAUAGCAUUGCUUUUAUUCCAAAUGAUAUCCAGAAACUCAGAUCACUUGAAAAAUUGAUGGUUGAUGGAAAUGAACUGACUAGUUUUCCACAUGGAAUUUUAAAGCUUAACCUGAAAAAAAUCCUAUUUGAGAAUAAUUUCACUAAUCCUAUUUUUUGGAAAGAGAAUUCUAUGAAUAAUCCACAACAUCUUACUCAAAUUACAGCUUUGUUCUUUCUAAAGAAUAAUCUACAUAAAUAUUAUAAUGUGAUCCCAGUGGAAAUCCAAAAGUUACUAAAAUGCACAUCCCAAUGUGAGUGGUGUCACGGUCCAAUGUUCGGUGAAGGUUUUCGCAUCAUCCAAUCCUGCGAUGUUUUUGGAGUAACACAGCUUCCUGUUAUAUAUUAUGUCUGUUCCUCUUCCUGCUAUAGGAAAGUAAAGGAAAGCAACGUUGUUUUCGAUCAUGUUCCUGAAAAAAGAAUAUCUCUAAAUCCUGAAUUGAUGAAUCCUACAAUGACUUAUGAAUUCCACUUUAAAAACCAUUAA